CAGAGCUGUAGAGAGCAACAGAUAGUGUGCACUCUCGCUCAGGGAAUUGUAGGGAAUAGAACAUUUUUACAGACAUGAGGGAAAUCAUCUGAGUUUGAAUAUUAAGCUCAGCUGGAAUUUACUCUGGGAUUAUAAUAUACAUAAAUAAUAUAUAGCCAGGGAGGUUUUAGCAAAAGUGUUGAUUUGUUGCCUCACUGAGUGAAAAAGAGCCAAGAAUGAUCUUGCUCUCCAUCACGAUUUUUGCUCUGGUUCAUUCCGUGCUGGGCAAUUGUGAAACAGGAUGGAGGGAGUACGAGGACAGGUGUUACUUUUUCUCCAGUGAUUUUAAGAAAUGGCAUGAUGCUCUGGACACCUGUUUGAGCAAAGGAGGAAAUCUUAUGAGCAUCCUGAGCCUUCAUGAGAGGGUGUGGAUCAGUACGCAGAUCGGCGAGGCUAUUUACUGGAUCGGCCUGAACGAUAUCGUCUCUGAGGGGAACUGGGAGUGGAGCGAUGGUAGCAUUUAUUACCCAUACCUGGAGUACUGGAGACCAGGACAGCCAGAUAACUAUAAUGACAAUGAGGACUGUGGACAAGUGGAUGGGAAGAGCGACGGCCGCUGGAACGAUGAGCACUGCACAGCUCAGAGGCAGUACAUCUGCAAACGGGACAACGAAAACCCUACUGUGGUGUGCGAUGAGGCGAAUCAGUGGGAAAAGUUCGGUUCUAACUGCUACAAGCUUCACUACAUACAGAGAAAAAGCUGGGUCUCUGCCCGGACCGAGUGUUUGAGGGAGGGUGCUGAUUUGGUGUCUGUCGAAUCAGCAGAAGAGGAGCAGUACAUCUUAGGUCUGGACCCGUCUCAUUAUGACCUGUGGCUCGGCUUCUCCACCCUGAAAUGCACCUCAAUAUCAUGUCAAGUUGAACCCGACAGCACCAAGUUCACGUGGUCUGAUGCAGCAACCUUCAGCUACACACACUGGGCGAGCGGACAGCCUGAUCUCACCGAUAAACAGAACGGCCUGUGCACCGGUCUGGUCAAGGCAGGAGAAGAUUACGGGAAGUGGAGGACUCACCUGUGUCGCUCGGAACAUCCGUACGCGUGCAAGAGAGCCUUAAACACUGUCUGCCCGCUCGGCUGGGUGAGUUUUAAAGGAAGCUGCUACUUGGUUGUGAGCAACAGCCACCUGCUGACCAGCUGGCACGAAGCGCUGACCAGAUGCACCAGCAUGGGAGCCAACCUCCUGACCAUCAAAAAUGAGGAGGAACAAUACUUCGUCAACGCCAUGCUUCCUGACCUCCACCACAUAGACAUUCCCGACGUGUGGAUCGGAAUUUCAGAUAUGGACCAGGACGGCUCAUUUAGAUGGGUGGAUAAGACAAAUAUCGAGUUUUCCAACUGGAGCCCAAAUUUCCCAAAGAACACGGACAACAUGUGGGACUGCGGACAGAUAUACACAGGGAAUUACGCUGGGAAAUGGGAGACUGGAAACUGCUUUAAGGUCCAGGCAUAUAUCUGUAAGAUGUUAGGGGGACAGAAUGUGAAACCUACGCCUGCUCCAGAGUCUCACUGUGAUCAGGGAUAUCUUCUCUACGGAGAUCACUGCUAUUACUUCGAGAGUGAAUCCAUUAAAACGUGGGAGGACGCUGAAAACUACUGUGUGUCCCAGAAUGGACACCUGGCCAGCAUCCACGACCAGGAGACCGUCAGCUUCAUCACAGCACACAUCACCAGAGCGUCCUGGAUUGGACUCAAUGACCGUAAAGAAGAGUCAAAAUUCGUAUGGUCUGAUGGAUCAGCGACCGACUUCUUGCCGUGGGGCGAAGGUCAGCCGGAUAACUGGGGUGAUGAGGACUGCGUUCAAAUCCGGGGCACCGAGCACUUCGAGACGGGAAAAUUUAAUGAUAUCUUGUGCUCUCACACUUACCCAUUCAUCUGCAAGAAAGAUAAAGGAGUUGGUCCUCCACCAGUUCCACCCACCUCUGGACCAGGCUGGAAUGAGAAGUGUGGUUCGUGGGUUCCUGCCCCCUUUAAUGAUUACUGCUAUCACAUUGUUCCACUCUCCAUGCGUAAGUGGGCUGAAGCUCGUGCUGACUGUGUGCAUCAGAAUGGCGACCUUCUCAGCAUUACUGAGACCCAUGAGCAGAGCUUUAUUCAGGCUCACAUCCAGUCGGUUCCCACCGGCGUGUCUCUGUGGAUGGGAGGUCAUGACUCGGUCACAGAGGGAGGAUGGGAAUGGACGGACCUAUCUCCUUUCUGUUAUAUUAACUGGUCUCCAGGAAAUCCGGAUAAUUAUGACGGUGAGGACUGCCUCUCAAUCUACAUCAACAACGGCCUGUGGAACGACGACAACUGCGAUUAUCGCCGAGGCUACAUCUGCAAACGCCGCGGAAAUACACCAGAACCUCCACCGCCUCAUGAUGGCUACCUGACAGCAUACACAUGUGAAGGCUCCCCCAUGGUGCUCCACUGUGCCCAAAACAGCGUCAUCAACAUCCAGUCUGCCUUCUUCGGCCGCCGCAGUGACACGAUCUGUCCAUACGAAGUUGGGAGCACCGGUCAAUGCACGGUCCCGGGUAUGUACGAUCUUGUCAGUAAGCAGUGUGACAACCAUCAGGCCUGCUCCCUCUUCGCACAUACGGAUAACGACCCGUGCCCAACCAUUUCAAAAUACCUGGAGGUGGUGUACACCUGUGAACAGAACGUGUGUGUGAGAGGUCUAGGAGUCGAAGACGGCAACGUUACAGACUCGAUGAUCUCUGCUUCCUCAUCGAGGGCUGGAAAAGAACCUAAAUACGCUCGACUCAACGGGCAAUCCUGCUGGAUGCCUUCCAGCACCAGUAAUUCCUGGAUCCAGGUGAGCCUGCCUCUUUUAAAGAAGAUCACAGGAGUGGUGAUCCAGGGCUGCCCCACUGCCGAUGACUGGGUGACCAAGUUUACGAUCCAGACCAGCAAGGACGGAUACUCCUGGGAUGACUACAAGUUGGACGGAAAAGUAGAAGUGUUCUUUGGCGCAGUGGACAAAAGUUCUCCUGUGACACAGCUCUUCAGCCUGCCGGUGUCUGUGAAGCACAUACGAAUCGUUCUGUCCGAGUGGCACAACCAGGCCGGUCUGCGCUUCGAAAUCCUCGGCUGCACUCCAGACUAUGCCAUUAACUGUGGAACAAAACCCAACUUGGACCACUCUGUAGACAGACUGACUGUCCACUGUCCUGCUGGUUGUGCGGAACAACCCUACAGCGUGUAUGGAUCUCUUACUUACCGAGGGGACUCGACGAUCUGCGCCGCUGCCAUUCACGCAGGCGUGGUUCUUAACGAGCUCGGAGGAGACUGCACGCUCCUUAAAGCUCCAGGACUGAACUUCUACAUCGGCUCCCUCAGGAACGGCAUCACCACCAACCAAUACAACGGAGCUUACUCUGUAUCGUACCAGUUUGCUGAUGGAGAACUCAGAUGUUCAGGAAACGACUGGUACGAAUUUGGAGAGUUCUGCUACAAACCGCACUCAGACAAGAAGACCUGGUUCGAAGCUCUGGCUGCAUGCAGGAGACACGGCGCCGAUCUCGUCUCCAUAAUGUCCCUGACGGAACAGAGCUGGAUCGAGAGCUACCUCUACGAGGCCACCAGCGAUGUCUGGAUCGGACUGAACGACCUGGAGCACCCAGGAUACUUCGUCUGGUCGGACAAGCAUGAGGUGAAGUUCACCUACUGGGCUCCUGGAGAACCCAACAGUCACAUGGGCUUUAAGGAGGACUGUGUGGAGAUGUACCAUCAGUCGGGUCGGUGGAACGAUGUAACCUGCACUGAAAUGAACAGCUACAUCUGUAAAAUGGCUAAAGGUCAUUACCCUCUGCCCUCCAUUAAACCCACGGUGUACGGCUGCCCUGAGGGCUGGGAUGCUUUCGAGUACUCUUGUUACUGGUUUGAGCAGACAGCCAAGACCCGUGCCCAGGCCAAAGCUUUUUGCGAGAGUAAAAGCAGCGUACUCGUUCACAUAACAGACGUGUACGAGCAGAGCCACUUCACCGCGUUCCUAAGCAGUUUCUCGGGAAACUGGUGGAUCGGUCUGAGAGCGAAAGGGGAAAGCGCAGGAGUGAAUUAUCAAUGGGACAAUGGGACUGCACUUGUCUUUACACACUGGGACAGAGACUAUCCUGACGACAGCAAAGGCGACUGUGUCGCCAUGACGACGACGCCUCUCGCAGGAUUCUGGAGAAACAAGAACUGCGAAGACGCCCAUCCGUUCAUCUGCGAAUCCUACAGAAACGGCAUCUCUCCGCCCACCCUUGCCCCCACCCCAACCCCCGUCCCUGGAUGUCAACCUGGCUGGUAUGGCAAACCCCACUUCAGGCAGUGCUACAGGAUCUUCUCGGUGGAUUAUUCGAAGAAGAAAAGCUGGAAUGCUGCGCGAGAAGACUGUCUGUCCCGCGGAGCCGACCUCAUCAGCAUCCAUAACGUGGAGGAGGAGCUCUUCAUAGCCACUUACACCAAAGAUAAGACGCAGUGGAUUGGUCUGACUCAAGAGCCCAUGAGUGGAGGUUAUCACUGGAGCGACGGUACGCCUGUGGCUCACACUAACUGGGGCGACGGCGAGCCGAAUGACCACGGGGGUCGGGAGAGUUGCGUCGAGUUGGCUACCACGAAGAACGGCACAUCCUACUGGAACGACCUCAACUGCGAUGCCCAACAAGAUUGGGUGUGUAUGAUCGCUAAGGGCAAGCAACCCGUCGACCCCCCGGAGCCUCCUCCACCUUCACCAGCCCCCGACUGCGGAACCAAUCCCGGCUGGAGGAAACACAAUGGCGUGUGUUAUUACUACAACGACACGGACAUGGUGGACUUUUACACGGCUUUGGCACGGUGCUACAUGGAGAAGGCGCUGCUCGUCUCCAUCCUGGACCAGCAAGAGCAGACGUUCGUGUUGUCCAUGGUAGGAACAGGACAGAUCGAUUCUGCAUGGAUCGGGUUGCGGAUGUUCGGAGUCGUAAACGGAGAGUACUUGUGGGUAGACGGGUCUCCGAUGACGUACGUGUUCUGGGCCAAUGGAGAGCCUAAUAACGCAGACGGAGAGGAACAGUGUGUGCAGAUGUCGAGACAUCCAGGCACAUGGAACGAUGUGAACUGCGGCCGGGCGAUCUCGGGCUACGUGUGUAAGAAACUGCCAGGAGACGAUCACACUGCCCCGACUCCCACCCCGAAAUGGGACGGGAACUGCCCUGAGGGUUGGAUGCUUUUCCAUAACAAGUGCUUCCUUAUCAGAGGGAGAUAUGCACACAAUGAGAAAAGAGCGAACUGGACCUACGCACGGGAUUGGUGCAGAGAAAAUGAGGGACAGCUCGCUACCAUCGACGACAUCAACGAGAACGAUUUCGUGGCUAGUUACCUGAGAGACGUGGACCACGCGGCAUGGAUCGGGCUGUCCGAUGGAGCCUACGAGGGGAAGUUCGCUUGGUCCGACGGCGUGAGUCCCGUCCUGUUCACCAACUGGGCUGAUAAAGAACCCAACAACAACAAUGGCGAGGAGCACUGCGUGUCCAUGACUCAUAACCACGUAGUGACGGGCCGCUGGAACGAUGAGAAAUGUGACGAGGAAAGGAGUUGGGUGUGCUACAGGAAAAAAUCGAGCGAUCUUCCGGCUCCUCCCACAAGCAGCCUGUGUCGCUCGGACUACAUCUCCUGGUAUAAGAACUGCUAUAAGCUGGUGUCGCAGCCGAAGCCGUGGGAGGAGGCGCUGGCCGCGUGUAAGAAGGAGGGAGGAAACCUGGCCAGCGUAGAUAUGAGCUACGACCAGGCCUUCAUCUCAGCAGUGCUGCAGCAGAAUAAGGAGGACACGUGGAUCGGCCUGCGGCGCACAGACAACAGAGUGUACCAGUGGACAGACGGCUGGCCGGUGUUCUACACACACUGGGGUCCAGGAGAGCCGACCAAUCACGAAGAAGAGGGCUGUGUGAGCAUGCACGGCCGUUCCUUCUUUAUCCAGGGCACGUGGAACGACACGAAUUGCAAACUUGCCAAGCCGUACCUGUGCAAGAUCUCUCACGAGUCGCCUCCUCCGACCCCACCUCCAGGAAACGGCGAGUGUUUGGAAGGCUGGCAGGCGUACGGAAGUCACUGCUAUGAAAUACAUAAUGGAAGUCGGGCUCUCUCCUGGCCCGAAGCACGGCACAAGUGCCAGGAGACCGCGGGCAGCGAAUUGGCGUCAGUGCACAGCAGAGCCGAGGCGACGUUCCUCACGACCGUCAACACCGGAGGCGACAACUUGUGGCUCGGCCUCACCAGGGACGGCUCAUUUGGUUGGGCCUGGACUGACCAGAGCGCUCUACAGUUCACCAACUGGGCCCAGGGCGAGCCGAACGGCAACAUUUUCGAGGGGACCCGAGAGGACUGCGUGGAAAUGUACAAGGAUGGAAAAUGGAACGACAACAGCUGCUACGACAAGAGAGGCUACGUCUGCAGACGACGCCAGCAUCCUUCCGGAGGAGGAGGGGGCACUUCUACUACUGUCCCCAACAUCCAUCCUCAUGCAGGAGCGAUCGCCGGGGGUGUAAUCGGAGCUCUGUUGGCCGUGGUGAUCAUCGUAUCUGCGUUGUACUACAUCUUUAGGGUUAAGGGAGUGAAGCUGAGCAGCAUCAGCUUCCCGAGCAGGAAGGCGAAUCACGUCGACGUGCCCGCAUUCAACAACCCGAACUUUGGUGGAGAAUCCGACACAUGACGUGGUGAAGUGGGCGUGGCUAAAAGCUGUACAGAAAGUGGAGAAACUACAGUUAAAUCAAUAUAUAAUCCAUUAAGUUUCUUUUUGAAGUUUUAAAUGUUGGUGAUUUAAUUUGUUUUAUUAUUAUUAUUAUUAUUAUUUUUAGGAUUUAUCAAAGCUAAAAAGAAUGCAUCAAUGUUGCCUGUAUAUAGAUUUCCAUCCCUUCAUUACUACUAAGAUACUGAAUAAAAAAAGAACAAGUA
Molecule: messenger RNA, 6931 nt
Organism: Clarias gariepinus (North African catfish)
Lineage: Eukaryota; Metazoa; Chordata; Actinopteri; Siluriformes; Clariidae
Product: macrophage mannose receptor 1
Exons: 50
Coding region: 216-6689 (2157 amino acids)
Molecular function (GO): carbohydrate binding; signaling receptor activity
Source: RefSeq, a predicted model, not a curated record